Molecule: messenger RNA, 579 nt
Organism: Porites evermanni
Lineage: Eukaryota; Metazoa; Cnidaria; Anthozoa; Scleractinia; Poritidae
Source: the annotation of a GenBank genome assembly
AUGGCCACGUCGGAUUUGCUGUAUCCAACCUUUCUGUUGCCUAUCCAUCUAACGCAUUUGUACCACGACUCCUGGUUUAUCGAUGGUCUCCCUGGAAGAGCACUUUGUAAACUUAGAGCUUUACUUGAAAGGGUGUCGAUUGAUGUCUCCAUUCUGAGCCUGAUUCUCAUAGCGGCAGAGCGAUGUAGUCGUGUGGCAUUUCCUCUUUACUCCCCAUUCUUUACCACCAAACGAAGCGUUUUAUGUAUUCUGGCCAUUUGGAUAAUCGCAAUUGCUGCUACCGUUCCCGGUUUACUGGCCUUUAAGCUUCGCUCAGACCAGGGACAACUACUCUGCGGAUGGAGCUGGAAUGAAACUAUUGGAGAGUCCUUGUCUGAGAAAAAUUACCUCCUAGUCACAUAUGUUGUAUUUAUUUAUAUCCCCACCGCUCUGCUUACGAUACUUUACUCUUUCAUUAUUUUCAAGCACUACCGAGUGGAUUUUCUCGGCCAGCAAAUGUCCAACGUUGAGGUUCUUCGCGCAAGAGUUCAACGAAACCGAAACGUUCUUUGGCUCGCCACCUUUGUCAUCGUGUUAGGG